CGCGCACCAGCCGCGGGACUCGGAGCGGCGGGAGGAGGAAGAGGAGGAAGAGGAGCGCAGCGUGUCUCCGAGUCUCCGGCUGGCAGGAUGCGGCUCCGGACCGUCUCGGUUCUGCUGAUGUCCCUCCUCGGCUCAGGCCUGGCCCUCCAGAUCCAGUGCUACCAGUGUGAGAUGACGGACGACUGCGCCGCGCCCGAGUUCAUCGUCAACUGCACCGUCAACGUUCAGGACAUGUGCCAGAAGGAGGUGCUGAUGAACGACGACGGGAUCCUGUACAGGAAGUCGUGCGCCUCCUCCUCCGCCUGCCUCAUCUCCUCCUCCGGCUACCAGCAGUUCUGCACCGGGAAGCUCCACUCUGUCUGCAUCAGCUGCUGCAGCACGCCGCUCUGCAACGGGCCCCGCCAGAAGAGGCGGCCCUCGCCGUCGUCCGGCACGGCCCCCGCCGGGCCCCCGAUCCUCAUGUUGGUCCUCCUCCUGCUGGACUCCAUCCUCUGCUGACAGAGACUCACUGAUCCUGAUUUCAUCCUGAUUUCACUGAUUGUCUGAAAACCAGAACAGGAAACAGGAAACAGGAAGUUACUUUAACAUCAGAGCAGAUCCGCCAUUUCUACUGUCAGGACAGAGUUAGCAUGCUAACAGCUCGCUAGUAAACGGGGUAGAAAUAAACAGCAUAGAUCAGUUAUCACAUCACAGCGAAACAACAGAUUUUACACCAAUUAAAGGAGCAUUUCAUAUUUUAUUAAAUGUUUGUUUCUCUGAACA
Xiphophorus hellerii (green swordtail) is the source of this 762-nucleotide messenger RNA. Its product is annotated as ly6/PLAUR domain-containing protein 1. Gene Ontology annotation, molecular function: acetylcholine receptor inhibitor activity. The coding region runs from base 88 to 498 and encodes 136 amino acids. The transcript has 3 exons. NCBI's taxonomy places the organism in Eukaryota, Metazoa, Chordata, Actinopteri, Cyprinodontiformes, Poeciliidae. The record is from RefSeq and is a predicted model, not a curated record. Gene Ontology annotation, biological process: acetylcholine receptor signaling pathway.